Oreochromis niloticus (Nile tilapia) is the source of this 5527-nucleotide messenger RNA. RefSeq names its product mucin-5AC-like. The coding region runs from base 40 to 5349 and encodes 1769 amino acids. NCBI's taxonomy places the organism in Eukaryota, Metazoa, Chordata, Actinopteri, Cichliformes, Cichlidae. Gene Ontology annotation, molecular function: nucleic acid binding; hydrolase activity; metal ion binding. The record is from RefSeq and is a predicted model, not a curated record. The transcript has 2 exons.
CUUUAUUUCUUCUCUUGUCUUCUGACAGAGAGCUUGAAAAUGAUAUUUAGGAAGGUUGAUCACCUUCUGCCCCUUGCUGUUCUCCUCCUUGUGUCCAUCAUUCCUACUGAAACUAAAGUGGUGACAUCAGUGGAAGAAUGUAAUGAGUUUUUUCUUCAGAAAACUCCACCAAGAAUCCCAGGAAUUCUGGAGGGAGGGAAGAUCCUGGACCAGAACAGAUACAAACUGAUCUGCCAAACUUUUAAUGACAUCAGAACAUUUGUGACACUCUACGACACCCACAACAAGAUUCCAGUGUUUUCUGCAGCAAAGUACAGAGGAAGGGGAGGCAAGAGACCAAACAGCAUUUGGAUGAUUGAACCACAGCUUGAAAACAAUGACAACAUGAGAGUAGCAAAGAAUAUUACUUUGAAAAAUCAGGCCGGGAACGAUGAUUAUAAAAACACACAAGGGUUUGACAGAGGACAUUUAUUUCCAAGCUCAUAUGGAUCUACUGAAAGUGAAAAAAGCUCUACUUUCACCCUGACUAACAUUGUUCCACAAACAGACAACUUCAACCAGGGAAGCUGGAAGAAUAUGGAGAUAUGCAUCAAAUGUGUGUUGAAUGAAUAUUACAUUAACAAUAAUGGCAAUAUAGAAGGCUUUGUGGUGAUAGGAGCAAAGCCCAGCAGCAGAAAUGUCCUGAACAAAAAGAUCAAUAUUCCUUCAGUACUCUGGUCGGCAUUUUGCUGCUACAGUCACAGAAAAAAGAAAUGGCUGGCAAGUGCACACUGGGGCAAAAACACAGGUGAUGGGCCAAAAUAUUUGCAGACACAGAACUUGAAAGCACUCCAAAGAACUCUGGGAGUUGAAGCAUUUCCUGAAACACAAUGUCCUCUUCAUACAACUGUAAGUCAGCUUUACUCAGACCUUUCCUCAGACUGCAACUGCCCACUAGCCAUGUCAAGUACAACCACUUAUGAUCCUCCCAGCACCACACCUUCAGCAACUGGCACUAGAUUUGAGACUCCCAGCACCAUGCCCUCCACCACCUAUGGCCCGCCCAGUACCAUGCCCUCCACCACUUCUUGUGCACCCAACAAAACUUACUAUAACUCUGGCACCAACACUGGCCCUAUCAGCAGGACGCCCUCCACCACCUCUACCACUCCAAGCGCUACUAACUCUACCGCUGACACCACCUCUGUUGCUCCCAGCACUACUCACUCUGCCACUGGAACCACCUCUGGCCCUCCCAGCACCAUGAUCUCCACAACUUCUGUUUCUCCCAGCAAAACUCACUAUACCACUGGCACCACCUCUGGCCCUCCCAGCACCACACAUUCCAAUACUGGCGCUACCUUCGAGGCUCCCCGCACCAUGCCCUCCACCACCAGUAUCCGUCCCAACACUACUCACCCAACCAGUGGCACCACCUCUGGUUCUCCCAAAAGUACUCACUCUACCACUGGAACCACUUCUGGCUCUCCCAGAACCAUGCUCUCCACCACUUCUGGUGCUCCCAGCACUACUCACUAUAACACUGGCACUACAACAGAGGCUCCAAGCAACAAACGCUCUACAAACUCUGGCCCUUCCAGCACCACACCUUUCAAAACUGGCACUACUUUAGAGGCUAGAAGCACAAUGCCCUCCACCACCUCUGGCCCACCCAUCACUUCCAAAUCUACCACUGACACCAAAUCUGGCCCGCCCAGCACCAUGCCCUCUACCACUUCUGGUGCACCAAGCACUACACACUAUACCACCGGCACCAGCACUGUCCCUGUCAGCACCAUGCCCUCCACCACUUCUACCGCUCCCAGCGCUACUAACUUUACCGCUGACACACCGUCUGGCGCUCUCAGCACUACUUACUCAGCCACUGGAACCACCUCUGGCCCUCCCAGCAACAUGCUCUCCACCAAUUCAGGUGCUCCUAGCACAACUCACUACACCACUGGCACCAUCUUUGGCCCUCCCAGCUCCACACCUUCCAACACUGGAGCUACCUCAGAGGCUGCCAGCACCACGCCUUCCACCACCUCUGGCCCUCCCAGCACUACUCACCCUACCAGUGGCACCACUUCUGGCUUUCCCAAAACUACUCACUCUACCACUACAAUCAUUUCUGGCCCUCCUAGCACCAUUUUCUCCACCACUUCUGGCCCUCCCAGCACUACUCACUAUAACGCUGGCACCACCUCUGGCCCUCUCAGCACCACACAUUCCAACACUGACACUACCUCAGAGGCUCCCAGCAACAAACGCUCUACCACCUCUGGCCCUUCCAGCACCACACCUUCCAAAACUGGCAGGACUUUAGAAGCUAAGAGCACCAUGACCUCCACCACCACUGGCCCUGCUAUCACUACCAACUCUAUCACUGGAACCACCUCUGGCCCCCCAAGCACCAUGCCCGCGACCAAUUCUGGAGCUCCCAGCACUACUCACUAUACCACUGGCAUCAACACUGGCCCUACCAGCACCAGGUCCUCCACCCCGUCUGGCCUUCCCAGCACCAUGCCCUCUACCACUUCUGGUGCACCUAGCGCUACUAACUCUACCACUGACACCCCCUCUGGCGCUCCCAGCACUACUCACUCAGCCACUGGCACCAUCUCUGGUUCUCACAGAACUACUCGCUCUACUACUCAAACCACUUCUGGGCCUCCCAGCACCGUGCUCUCCACCACUUCUGGUGCUCCCAGCACUACUCACCAUAACACUGGCACCACCUCUGGCCCACCGAGCACCACACAUUCCAACACUGGCACUACCUCAAAGGCUGCCAGCACCACAUCCUCCACCACCUCUGGCCCUCCCAGCACUACUACAUUACCUCUUACUACCACAUCUGGUCUCUUCACUGCCACAUCUCUUCCUCCUACAGCAACAUCUGGACCAACUUCUACCAUAUCUGGCCCUUUCACUACCACAUCAGACCCUUUCACAACUACAUCGCUUCCUCCUACUACAACAUCUGGAAGCUUCACUACCACAUCCCUUCCUCCCACUACAAGAUCUAGACCAACUUCUACCACAUCUGACUGCUUCACUACUACACCAGUCCCUAUCCCAACUACAUCGUGGCCUCUUAUUACCACAUCUGGUUUCUUCAAAACUACAUCAGUUCCUCUUACCACACAAUCUGACUCGCUAUCCACAUCUAGCUCCUUCACUACCACAUCAGACCCUGUCACUACCACAUCUUUUCCUCCUACUACAAGAUCUGGACCAACUUCUACCACAUCUGGCCACUUCACUUCCACAUCGGACCCUGUCAGAACUUCAUUGCUUCCUCUUACUACAACAUCUGGACCACCUAGCACAUCUGGCCGCUUCACUACCACAUUGGACCCUGUCAGAACUACGUCACUUCCUCUUACUACAACAUCUGGCCCCUUCACAACAACAUUUUUUCCUGUUACUGCAACAUCUUUCCCACCUACUACCACAUCUGCCACUUCCCCCUCUUUCACUGUCCACCCUAGUACCACAUCCAUACCUACAUCUGUAGACACACUAACUACUUUAAGACUAACAACCCCUUUCCUUACCAGCACUCUUCCUACUACCAAAGCCCAGACUUCAAGAGUUUCAACAAAACAUCCCAUUAGUGCUACAACAACAACUUCCACUACAACCACGGCUGCCACAACAAAAAAGAAGCAAGAUAAGGAUAAACACAAAAAGAAACGGACUAAUAAACAAAAUAAAGUCAGUCCAAAGGGAAAGUCAGUUAACCAUUUAAAAGACCUUUUAAAAGACAUACUGAAGGGAAGUCAAUUUGCAGUUCAUGGAGCUGGAAGUGUGCUGGUUCCAAUCAUAGCAGCAAGUGCAUUAGCAAUAGGGGGAGGUGCAAGUGCAUUACGAGUAGGAGGUUCUCUAAGUAUUUUGGGAGUAGGUGGUGCUGGAAGUACACUGGCAGUAGAUGGAGUAGUAGGCAGAAAUGAAAGUGGAUUACCAGUAGGAAUACCUGGAUAUCAGUUAGGUGUAAAUGUAGAUGUAAAUGCAUCUUAUCCACAUAAUGUUUCUUUCAGUGGGUCUGUUACUACUUACAAUGCAACAUUUCCUUUUAGCUCACCAUCCAAUGAUAGUAACACACCUGGUUUUCAAGCUAUAAAUGCUUCUCAUCCAACAACAAGCACUACUCACUAUCACACUGGCACCACCUCUGGCCCUCUCAGCACCACACAUUACAACACUGGUAUUACCUCAGAGGCUCCCAGCAACCGACACUCUACCACUUCUGGGCCUCCCAGCACCACACCUUCCAACAGUGGUACUACUUUAGAGGGUACCAGCACCAUGCCCUCCACCACCUCUGGCCCUCCCAUCCCUUCCAACUCUACUAUUGACAUCACGUCUGGCCCUCCCAGCACUACUCACCCUACAUCUAACACCUCUGGUCCUCCCAGCACCAUGCCUGCCACCAAUUCUGGUGCUCCCAGCACAACUCACUAUACUACUGGCACCAACACUGUCCCUGUCAGCACCACGCCAUCCACCACCUCUACCUCUCUCAGUACUACUAAUUUUACCAAUGACACACCGUCUAGCGAUCCCAGCACUACUCACUCAGCCACUGGAACCAUCUCUGGCCCUCCCAGCAACAUGCUCUCCACCAAUUCUGGUGCUCCUAGCACCACACCUUCCAACACUGACACUACCUCAGAGGCUGCCAGCACCACGCCUUCCACCACCUCUGGCCCUCCCAGCACUACUCACCCUACCAGUGGCACCACCUCUGGCUUUCCCAAAACUACUCACUCUACCACUAGAACCACUUCUGGCCGUCCUAGCACCAUUUUCUCCACCACUUCUGCCCAUCCCAGGAAUACGCACUAUAACGCUGGCACCACCUCUGGCCCUCUCAGCACCACACAUUCCAACACUGGCACUACCUCAGAGGCUCCCAGCAACAAACGCUCUACCACCUCUGGCCCUUCCAGCACCACACCUUCCAAAACUGGCAGGACUUUAGAGGCUAAGAGCACCAUGACCUCCACCACCACUGGCCCUGCUAUCACUACCAACUCUACCACUGGAACCACUUCUGCCCCCCCCAGCACCAUGCCCGCCACCAAUUCUGGUGCUCUCAGCACUACUCACUCCACCACUGGUACCAACACUGGCCCUACCAGCACAACAAGUGGUUCUAACUUGAACACCACUUCAGCUUCCAUCCUCAUUUGGAGUUUGGAUUCUCUUUCAAUUCCAUCUCCAACCUCAAACCCCCAACCAAAUUCUUUGUUUCCUGUUUCAAAUUCCUCAAGCCCAUGUCGUUCUCUUACACAGUUUAUUGACCAUUACCAGAAUACUCUUGCCUAUUAUCAAAUGUUCUACCAGUAUCAGAAUAGCAGCUAACUUUUUGCUGGAAUGUUUAUUAAACUGAAAUUAAAAAACUCUUACAAUUAAUCUUUUUAAAUCAAUUAAUAUGAAAGAAAUAUACAAUAGAAUCAAAUGCCAAAUGGACGUAAUUGUUAUUUUUAUAUUCAUUUACUUUGACAUUUAAUUGUAAUCUUCAAAAAUCCAAUAAAGGGAU